AUGUCUGCUCAACCAUCUGCCGACGUCGAAAAGCUACUCAGCUCCACGGCCAAAGAUCUUGCUGGUGAUUACGUCUAUGUGGUCGGGAUCGCCGUUCUUCGCCGCACAACCGACGCCAAUUCUACAUGGCAACUAUUAGUUGUGAGACGCGUGGAGACAGAGACCUCUUUUCCCAACAUGUGGGAGCUGCCCGGCGGUCAUGUUGAACAAGGCGAGACGAUUUCUGAAGCCAUUCAGCGCGAGACAAUGGAGGAAACUGGGUUAGUCGUCCAAGACGUUAUCGGAAAGUUCGAAGAACUUCGCUGGACAUCCAAACAAGGGGGGAUGGAGAGCGUGCAAUUCAACUUCGUCGCCACCAUUCAACAGCCCGCCGAAGUUACCCUUAACCCCGAAGAACAUUCUGAGUGGAAAUGGAUCCGUGAGAAUGAGAUAACCUCUUUACCAACAUCUCCGGCCAUGAAUCAAGUGCUUAAAGACGCAUUCGAGUUCUCGAAGAGCCAUAUGAAAGCGCUGUGA
This is a messenger RNA of Aureobasidium namibiae CBS 147.97, 516 nucleotides long. RefSeq lists its product as uncharacterized. The transcript has a single exon. The coding region runs from base 1 to 516 and encodes 171 amino acids. NCBI's taxonomy places the organism in Eukaryota, Fungi, Ascomycota, Dothideomycetes, Dothideales, Saccotheciaceae. Gene Ontology annotation, molecular function: hydrolase activity. The record is from RefSeq and is a predicted model, not a curated record.